AUGGCUCCCACUACCAAGGAACGAAAGACCCGAACUCCUCGAUCAGCUCUUCACGAUGUUGUGACUCGUGAAUACACCAUCCACCUUCACAAGAGAGUCCACGAUUUAUCUUUCAAGAAGAAGGCCCCUAAAGCCAUCAAAUCAAUCGUUGAAUUCGCUCAAAAAUCAAUGGGUGUAAACGAUGUUCGAAUUUCACCUGGAUUGAACCAAGCUAUCUGGGCUAGAGGUAUCCGAUCUCCCCCCAAGAGAAUCAGAGUCAGACUUGAGAGAAAGAGAAACGAUGAUGAAGGUGCUAAAGAGAAACUUUACGUACUUGCAUCUGUUGUUGAAGGUGUAACCAGCUUCAAGGGUCUCCAAACCGUCAACGUCGAGGCUGACGAGUAA
Messenger RNA from Kwoniella shivajii, 384 nucleotides. RefSeq lists its product as uncharacterized. Gene Ontology annotation, cellular component: ribosome; cytosolic large ribosomal subunit. Gene Ontology annotation, biological process: cytoplasmic translation. The record is from RefSeq and is a predicted model, not a curated record. The coding region runs from base 1 to 384 and encodes 127 amino acids. NCBI's taxonomy places the organism in Eukaryota, Fungi, Basidiomycota, Tremellomycetes, Tremellales, Cryptococcaceae. Gene Ontology annotation, molecular function: structural constituent of ribosome. The transcript has 5 exons.